CAUCACAACCGAAAGUGUAACGCAUUUUAGCUGUUUCUGUUAGAUUUGUAUAGUACAUUAGUGAAAUAAAGCCUACAAAUGUAUUACAGAGCAGCGUGUUAGGAUGUGAUAUCAUGCUGUCUGCGUUACUUAUCUUCGGAUAUGCCGCCGUCUUCAUGGUGCCCGUGUUAUCGUGUCGAACAAAGGAGUAUAAAACAAAUGAUGGAUGGUGCUGCCCGAUGUGCAACAAAGGUACAGUUGUUCAGAGAGACUGCACAGCAUAUGCAGGAACUCAGUGCUGUUCUUGUGAGAUGGGGACCUUUAUGAACCAACCCAACAGCCUGUAUAACUGUUUCCCCUGCACUGCCUGUGACACAGGUCAUGGUCUCUUUGUCAAGCAGAACUGUACAGCAACAACUGACACAGUGUGUGACGUUUUAAAUGGAUAUUACUGCAAAGGUUUGACAGACAGUAACAGAUGUAGUUUGACAGAGAAACAUUCACAGUGUGAAGCUGGUCAGAGGAUAAAAGAACCUGGAACCAGCAGAAGUGACACAGUGUGUGAAGACUGUCAGCCAGGCUUUUUUUCCAAGGACGGUGUGAACUGCACAGGUUGGAAAACUUGCUCUGAGAGCCAGAUUAAAGUUGAAGAAGGAAACUCAACCAGUGACGUUGUCUGUAGAAGCGCAUCAAGACAUCGUAAUUUUUUUAUUUUAUCUGUUGUGCUUUUCCUAAUAAUAGUAAUUUGCCUUGUGACAACAGGAUUUGUGAAAGCAAGGAAACCAGAUAAGAGCAGAAAAUAAUUGCUCGGGGACUACCGAUGAUGCCUGAGAAAGCGGACCUCAUGUUCGCCAUCUCUCCUCCAUUUUGCUAGCAGGAUUGAUGUCCUGACAUCGAUGAUGGCUUCACCUGGUUCGGGACUCACUGUCCAACGUGCCACUUACACAGAUGUGCACAGCUGUUUAAUCAAAGUGAUGCUGCAGUCAUAUGUUGAGGGUGCUGACCAGCCAUCACCAAUUUCUCUGCUCGAUGCUCGCUCCACAAACCACUUAUUCUAAAUGAUCUCUUCAUCAAGGAGUCUCCAGACUUCAUGCUCCUGACUGAGACAUCACAGCAGGACAUGGAUCAUGUUUAUUUUGAGGAGAUCUGCACAGCUGGCAUUUCCGUCAUUGUAACUGGGUGUCUUUGGGGAUGUGGCAGAGGACUUUCUGCUGUGUACCAGUGUUCCCUUAUUAUCACAAUAAGGGCACACCUUCGCUCACAAUAAAAGAAAGAAAAACCAAAGUUCACAGAGGGUAAGUUCUCACACACAUACACACAAAGGCCCG
Maylandia zebra (zebra mbuna) is the source of this 1307-nucleotide messenger RNA. The record is from RefSeq and is a predicted model, not a curated record. Lineage: Eukaryota; Metazoa; Chordata; Actinopteri; Cichliformes; Cichlidae.